Molecule: messenger RNA, 1509 nt
Organism: Ostertagia ostertagi
Lineage: Eukaryota; Metazoa; Nematoda; Chromadorea; Rhabditida; Trichostrongylidae
Source: the annotation of a GenBank genome assembly
CUCAGAGUUCAUCGUGUUGUUCAGGUGAACGACGCAGUCGGGCGUGAAUGGCCAUGGAUUUACUUUGUGACUCUGGUGAUUCUCGGCUCGUUCUUCGUGUUGAAUCUCGUUUUGGGUGUGUUGUCCGGAGAAUUCUCCAAAGAACGUGAGAAAGCUCGAGCUCGCGGUCUUUUUCAAAAAUUUCGCGAGAAACAACAACUGGAAGAAGAUCUGAAAGGAUAUCUGGACUGGAUAACUCAAGCCGAAGACAUCGAUCCUGUGAAUGAUGAGCAAGAGGAAGAACCGCAGGCAACAGCUACUGGUGAAGAGGUUGAUGAAGAAGGCGAAGAACGAACUGAGGAUAGCCGACCGUCCAAAUGGCGAAGCCGAAUGAAACGAUUCGAAAAAACGAAUCGUCGUUGUCGUCGAGCUUGUCGUCGUUUGGUCAAAAGUCAGACGUUCUACUGGCUCGUCAUUCUGCUUGUGUUGCUCAACACCCUCGUGCUCACCUCAGAACACUACGGUCAAAGCGAGUGGCUCGAUGAUUUCCAGACAAUGGCUAAUCUGUUCUUUGUGAUACUGUUCUCAUUGGAAAUGCUUCUGAAGAUGUACUCACUCGGGUUCACCACCUACACCACUUCACAGUUCAAUCGGUUUGACUGUUUCGUUGUCAUCAGUUCCAUCAUCGAAUUUGUCUUGCUGUACUUGCGUUUGAUGAAACCACUUGGAGUGUCUGUGCUCCGUUCCGCUAGGCUUUUGAGAAUUUUCAAAGUAACGAAAUAUUGGACUUCACUGCGAAACCUCGUCUCAUCGUUGUUGAACUCGUUGCGGUCGAUUAUGUCACUGUUGUUGCUGCUCUUCUUGUUCAUCGUUAUCUUUGCCCUCCUUGGAAUGCAGGUGUUCGGCGGAAAGUUCAAUUUCAAUCCACAACAGCCGAAGCCGCGAGCCAAUUUCGACACCUUCAUUCAGGCUCUGCUUACAGUGUUCCAGAUCCUCACUGGUGAAGACUGGAAUACAGUAAUGUACAAUGGUAUCGAAUCGUUCGGUGGAGUAGGUACCUUAGGCGUCAUUGUUUCCAUAUACUACAUCGUACUAUUCAUCUGCGGUAACUAUAUCCUUCUGAACGUCUUCUUGGCUAUCGCUGUCGAUAACCUGGCCGAUGCAGAUAGUUUAACGAAUGCUGAAAAGGAGGAAGAGCAACAAGAACUAGAUGGUGAAGAAGAGUACGAUGAAGAAGGUGAAGGAUUCGGUGAAGGUGAUGAAAGACUGGACAUGGAAGAGCAGGAACCCGGUGAGGAACUGGUAACGCCUCGACCUCGGCGUAUGAGUGAACUGCCACAGGUCGCACCCCAUAAACCGAUUCCGAAAGCAUCAUCGUUGUUCAUCCUCAGUCACACGAAUCCGUUCAGGGUAUUCUGUAACAAGAUCGUCAAUCAUACCUACUUCACCAAUAGCGUUCUGGUAUGCAUUCUCGUCUCAUCCGCUAUGUUAGCAGCUGAAGAUCCCCUUGAGGCGAACUCUCGACGAAAU